AUGGCAACAAAAGGACAUCUUUCUGCUCCAGUGCUGUGUUUGAUUCUCCUCUCCAUUCAGGUCUCCCUGGGCGCUGAUGAAUUAAGGCUGUCAAAUGGAACUGGUCCCUGCUCUGGAAGAGUGGAAGUAAAACAUGAGGAGCAGUGGGGAACUGUGUGUGAUGGUGACUGGACCAUAAAGGAUGCUGAGGUUGUCUGUAAACAACUACAAUGUGGAUUUGCUGUUAAGGCCCUAAAUCGAGCUCCUUUUGGAGAAGGAACUGGACCAACAUGGUUGUACCGAGUUGAUUGCCGUGGUGAUGAAUCUGCUCUCUGGAACUGCACACAUACAGGAUGGGGUGCUUUUACCUGCCCUCAUUACUUUGAUAUUGGAGUAAUCUGCUCAGGCUUCUCUGAUCUGCGUCUGACUGGAGGGGACACUGCCUGCUCAGGACAUCUGAAAGUAAAGCUAGAAGAAACUUGGGCGACUGUCUGUUUCUCACACAUUGAUUUCAAAACUGCCUCUGUUAUAUGUAAUGAGAUAGAGUGUGGCCAGGCUGUGGAUACCUUGAAAGGAACUCACUUUGGAGACAGACAUGAACUGAUCUGGCAAGAACAGUUUCACUGCGUAGGGAAUGAGACUCACCUUGCAGAGUGUCCCAGGAACAUACACCAUACUAACACGUGCUCUCAUGAUGCCACUGUUGUGUGUUCAGGCUACGGCGGGUACAGGCUGGCAAACGGCACUACCACAUGUUCAGGGAGAGUAGAGCUUCUUCAUGGAGGCACAUGGGGAACCCUGUGUGACUACCUGUGGGAUUUACCAGCUGCCAAUAUCCUCUGCCAGCACCUAGACUGUGGAGUUGCCCUACUGAUACCAAGUGGACGGUCCUUUGGGGAAGGAAAUGGAUCUGUCUGGAACGGCACAUUCAGCUGCCAGAAAAAUGGCUCACUCCUGAGAGACUGUCCCGUGCAUGCUCUAGGGCAUGAUGAAUGCCCUGCUGGAAAAGAGGCCCGUGUGGUAUGUUCAGGGUGUCCAGGGGGUAGGUUGGUGAAUGGCACCACAUGCUCUGGCAUAGUGGAGAUCCGUCAUGGAGACACGUGGGGAAGACUCUGCCACUCCCACUGGAAUUUGCAAGCUGCCCAUGUUCUCUGCCAACAGCUGAACUGUGGCUAUGCAAAAUCAAUCCAGAUGGAAGACAGUUUUGUGGAUGGACAUGGGCCUAUAUGGAGAGAUGCUUUUCACUGUGAAGGGACCGAGUCCUGCCUGUGGGAUUGUGCUCAAGUGACUUUGGGCAAUCCAACCUGUUCAGCCAAAGAAGCCGCCACUGUAACUUGCUCGGGUCUUGCUGAAUCACUCAGACUCUCAGAGGGUGAGAGCCGCUGUGAUGGGCGAGUUGAGAUCUCCCUCCAUAGUGUGUGGAGCAGAGUCCUGGAUGACGACUGGGACAUUAAGGAUGCCCAUGUGGUGUGCAGACAGCUCCAGUGUGGAACUGCUGAGAAAGCCUAUUACCUUCCAAAGUCUGAGAGAGGAAUUGGUCUUGUUGGCCUAAGGAGUGUCCAGUGUACUGGAAACGAGACUCAGCUGAUGCUCUGCAACACGUCCCAUUAUCACACAGUGCCAACAGGAGUUUCUGAAGACGUUGGUGUGAUUUGUUCAGGCAGCAGACAGAUGAGGCUGGUGAAUGGAACAAACCGCUGCGCUGGGAGAGUAGAGCUUUAUCAUUAUGGCAUCUGGGGCACCAUCUGUGAUGAUAACUGGGAUCUAUCAGAUGCCAAUGUUGUUUGCAAACAGCUUGGAUGUGGGCGUGCCAUCGAGGCGUUUGUCUCUGCUCACUAUGGCGAAGGGUCGGGGCAGAUCUGGCUGGAUGAUGUCAAUUGCACUGGGGCUGAAUCUGAUCUCUGGGCAUGUCCCUCUAGGGCGUGGGGCCAGCACAACUGCCAACACAAAGAGGAUGCUGGAGUCCUGUGCUCAGAUUUCCUGGCUCUGAGACUGGUGAAUGGCAAUGACUGUGCUGGGCGUGUGGAAGUUUUCUACAACGGGACGUGGGGCAGCGUUUGUUCCAAUCGCAUGUCCCAGCUCACCGCAGCGACCAUGUGCAAACACCUGGGCUGUGGAGAUGGAGGAGGAAUAGCAACGGACUUCAAAUAUGGCAGAGGCUCUGGGCCCACGUGGCUGGACCACAUUGAGUGCACUGAGCAGCACAGCUCACUCUGGCAAUGUCAGUCAGACCCCUGGGAUCCUCGGUCCUGCGAUAACCGAGCCGAAGAGACCCACAUUACUUGCAUUGGAAGAAAGGUGGCAACAUCUCCAGCUGCAUUUGCUGAGUGUCCAAAUUCUACAAGUUGUUCAGACAGGGAGAAGUUACGAGUCAUAGGAGGAGAGGAUGAAUGUUCAGGCAGAGUGGAGAUGUGGCACCAAGGUUCCUGGGGAACAAUCUGUGAUGACACCUGGGAUGUGGCAGAUGCCAACGUUGUAUGCAGGCAGCUGGGCUGUGGAUCUGCUGUGUCUGCUCUGAGUGAAGCUGCCUUUGGGGAAGGGACUGGUCCCAUCUGGUUGGAGAAGGUGCACUGCAAAGGAACAGAGCUGUCUCUUUGGGACUGUCCUGCCAAGCCUUUGUUUGGCAAAAACUGUGAUCAUAAGGAAGAUGCUGCUGUGAAUUGCUCUGGUGUGACAGAAACAACAGCAUCACCCACAAGAGCAGAUCGUCCCCGCCGCCCUGCCACAGGCAGUACGAGAUUUUCAGUGCCUGUCAUCCUCUGCAUUAUCCUGGGGACCCUUCUCUGCCUGGUCCUUGCCAUUCUUGCUGGGCAGAUCCGACGUGCCAGGGCACAGCAGAGAGGCUCCAGACUAUCCUACGACCCUUUCUCCGAGGCUGUCUAUGAAGAGAUUGAUUAUAACCUGAUGAGGGAAAAGCAGGGCAUGACUUUCCUCUCAGUCAAUACCUGUACUGUUCCAGAGACCUCUCUACUGCCUGAAAAUGCCCCGGAAGAUGGUUAUGAUGAUGUGGCAGAAGCUCCUGGACCUAGAGACGCUUCUCUUUCUGAGCACAAUGAAGAGGAAAUCAUUGGGAUCCCUGAAGAAAAUGACAGAAACAAGGAUUCAUGGAUAGACUGGACUCCCAGAAACAGGACCUCUGAGUCUGAGAGACCCUCAUCCCCUGCUCUUGAAGAUACAGGCUAUGACGACAUUGAAGAGCUGGGGCACUGAUAGAGACUGCUGAGCUGUACUGACUUCUUCUGGAAAUACAUCACUGUUCAUAAAAUGCUGAUCCUGUACUAGCAGAACCAGAACAA
This is a messenger RNA of Sturnus vulgaris (Common starling), 3275 nucleotides long. The record is from RefSeq and is a predicted model, not a curated record. Lineage: Eukaryota; Metazoa; Chordata; Aves; Passeriformes; Sturnidae.